AAUGAGUGAACACUCAAAUGAACCGUCAGAAAUUCGUUUUAAUGAUCAUGCCUUUUCAAUUCUUCAACAAAUGGAGAAUGAAUCCAAAAGGCCACAUGUCCUCUCACCUGUCCGUUCUAUAUCGGUUCUCGAGGCUGGCAUUAGCAACCAUGAACAACAACCAGCACCUAUUAGGCGUUAUCGACCAUUUUCUCCCCAUUCUUCGGGAAAGUCAAACCAACAGCAAAGACCAAAAAUAACAGACCGUCGCCGUUCGUCUGCUACGGUUCCAUUGGCCCGCUCUAAGGAAGAAUUGGAAAAUUUACUUGUUUCUGCUAAUAUUGAUCCAAACAAACCAGUCCGUAGUGUUCUUGUUGAAGCGGGGAUUGGUUCAGAAUUUAAUUCUGUUGGACGUCUUAAACCACAUUUGGUUUGUCCGCAUGGUUUUCAAAAUUUUUUAGAAGUACCUUCAACACAUAUGCUCCUUUUUGGUAAUAAUAAUAACCAAAUAUUGACAAAUUCAAGCCUACGAACAAGUGUUCCACCUUUAGCACCAAAAUCUUCAACAGCUUUUGUAGUUACUAGCAGGCAAAGACGGCAAACAAUUGUAACAACUUCAACUAUUCAUAAUGAGGAACAGAUACAAGUUCCUGUUGAAAUUGGAACUUCCCUCUCUUUGGAUGAUUCUUUAAUUAAUUCUGUAGGUGCCAAAAACCGUGAUGCAUUGAUUAAUUCAAGUAAUUCAUUUGUCUCUUCCGAAGAAUGUACUGAAAGCAGGAACCCUCAGAAGAUGCGCAGAGUUAGAAACGAAGGAGAUAUUAUCAAUGAAACAGUUACUUUUGCACAAAUCCCAUGUUCUUAUAAAGGCUGUCAGAAAACAUUUUCAAAUAAAAGUUCAAUGCGUAAACAUCUCCAAAUUCAUGGGCCCAGACAACACGUUUGCCAGCAAUGUCAUCGUUCAUUUAUAGAACGUUCUAAAUUAAAAAGACAUUUACUGGUCCAUUCGGGCGAGAAGCCAUUUGUUUGCAAUUUUGAAGGAUGUACCAAGCGAUUUUCUCUUGAUUUCAAUUUACGAACACAUAUUCGGACAGUUCACACCGAUUCAGCGUAUCCCCGACAUAAACCUAAAGGGACUUCAACAAAAAUUAGAGUUACGAGAAGUGAUGAUUUACCAAAACAGAAGCAGCAAGGAUCCGGUAUAUAUUUAGCUUAA
Molecule: messenger RNA, 1192 nt
Organism: Meloidogyne enterolobii
Lineage: Eukaryota; Metazoa; Nematoda; Chromadorea; Rhabditida; Meloidogynidae
Source: the annotation of a GenBank genome assembly